GGUUGUUAGUCUACCAACCACUCAACUUUAUGCAUAACUUAUAAUCAGGAAGCGUGACCUUAAUGGUUUUUCUUCGCUUCCAUGACAGCCUGGCUGCAACCAUUCAUUAUUCACAUUCCAUGAGGCGUGGCCUCUGUUUUACCUGUUUUCGUUGUUACUGCCACAAUGCCCACCAGGUGGUACUGUUCCACUUCUAACCGAAUGAAUCGCAACCGGACCGGGAACUUUAUGCAUGAUUCAUAAGUAGGCGCGGCCCGCUUGCAUCCGGGUUUCUGGGGGUGGGGACCAAGGUUUUGUUCCGGCCCCAGGCUCAGCGGCAGCCAUCUUGUGUCGGCGGCUCGGCUGAAGGAGGUGGCAGGGACAACCACAGCCACAGCGGCCGGGGGAGGAGAAGGCGGCAGCGGCGAUUCUAGGCGGCCCAGGCGGCGGGGAGGAGGAGAAGGAGGAGGGUGGCGGCCGGGCUUGGCUUCGGCUCCUUGAGGAGUUGGCGGCGGCGCGACCCGGGGAACCGGCAUUGCUUCUCCAUGCUGCUAACCUGCCUCCUCUCACACCUCCAAGACUCCUCCCUCAAACCCUCUGGUUUGAGAAUAGAGAAUGCUUACGCUUGAAAAUCUUCAGUUUGGAGACUCAGGUUCUGUGCUCUGUGUUAUUUAUCAUCUCGAUAACCCCAUGGGGAAGAUGUCCAGCUCGCCGCUGUCCAAGAAACGUCGCGUGUCCGGGCCUGAUCCAAAGCCGGGUUCUAACUGCUCCCCUGCCCAGUCCGUGUUGUCCGAAGUGCCCUCGGUACCAACCAACGGAAUGGCCAAGAACGGCAGUGAAGCAGACAUAGACGAGGGCCUUUACUCCCGGCAGCUGUAUGUGUUGGGCCAUGAGGCAAUGAAGCGGCUCCAGACAUCCAGUGUCCUGGUAUCAGGCCUGCGGGGCCUGGGCGUGGAGAUCGCUAAGAACAUCAUCCUUGGUGGGGUCAAGGCUGUCACCCUACAUGACCAGGGCACUGCCCAGUGGGCUGAUCUUUCCUCCCAGUUCUACCUGCGGGAGGAGGACAUCGGUAAAAACCGGGCCCAGGUAUCACAGCCCCGCCUUGCUGAGCUCAACAGCUAUGUGCCUGUCACUGCCUACACUGGACCCCUCGUUGAGGACUUCCUUAGUAGUUUCCAGGUGGUGGUGCUCACCAACACACCCCUGGAGGACCAGCUGCGAGUGGGUGAGUUCUGUCACAGCCGUGGCAUCAAGCUGGUGGUGGCAGACACAAGGGGCCUGUUUGGGCAGCUCUUCUGUGACUUUGGAGAGGAAAUGAUCCUCACAGAUUCCAACGGGGAGCAGCCGCUCAGUGCUAUGGUUUCUAUGGUUACCAAGGACAACCCUGGUGUGGUUACCUGCCUGGAUGAGGCCCGACACGGGUUUGAAAGUGGGGACUUUGUCUCCUUUUCAGAAGUACAGGGCAUGGUUGAACUCAACGGAAAUCAGCCCAUGGAGAUCAAAGUCCUGGGUCCUUAUACCUUUAGCAUCUGUGACACCUCCAACUUCUCCGACUAUAUCCGUGGAGGCAUCGUCAGUCAGGUCAAAGUACCUAAGAAGAUUAGCUUUAAAUCCUUGGUGGCCUCACUGGCAGAACCUGACUUUGUGAUGACGGACUUCGCCAAGUUUUCUCACCCUGCCCAGUUGCACAUUGGCUUCCAGGCCCUGCACCACUUCUGUGCUCAGCAUGGCCGGCCACCUCGGCCCCGCAAUGAGGAGGAUGCAACAGAACUGGUGGCCUUAGCACAGGCUGUGAAUGCUCGAGCCCUGCCGGCAGUGCAGCAAGAGAACCUGGACGAGGACCUCAUCCGGAAGUUGGCAUAUGUGGCUGCUGGGGAUCUGGCACCCAUAAAUGCCUUCAUUGGGGGCCUGGCUGCCCAGGAAGUCAUGAAGGCCUGCUCCGGGAAGUUCAUGCCCAUCAUGCAGUGGCUAUACUUUGAUGCCCUUGAGUGUCUCCCUGAGGACAAAGAGGCCCUCACGGAGGACAAGUGCCUCCCACGCCAGAACCGUUAUGAUGGGCAAGUGGCUGUGUUUGGCUCAGACCUGCAAGAGAAGCUGGGCAAGCAGAAGUAUUUCCUGGUGGGUGCGGGGGCCAUUGGCUGUGAGCUGCUCAAGAACUUUGCCAUGAUUGGGCUGGGCUGCAGGGAGGGUGGAGAAAUCGUCGUUACAGACAUGGACACCAUUGAGAAGUCAAAUCUGAAUCGACAGUUUCUUUUCCGGCCCUGGGAUGUCACGAAGUUAAAGUCUGACACGGCCGCUGCAGCUGUGCGCCAGAUGAAUCCACAUAUCCGGGUGACAAGCCACCAGAACCGUGUGGGUCCUGACACAGAGCGCAUCUAUGAUGACGAUUUUUUCCAAAACCUAGAUGGCGUGGCCAAUGCCCUGGACAACGUGGAUGCCCGCAUGUACAUGGACCGCCGCUGCGUCUACUACCGGAAGCCACUGCUGGAGUCAGGCACACUGGGCACCAAAGGCAACGUGCAGGUGGUGAUCCCCUUCCUGACAGAGUCGUACAGUUCCAGCCAGGACCCACCUGAGAAGUCCAUCCCCAUCUGUACCCUGAAGAACUUCCCUAAUGCCAUCGAGCACACCCUGCAGUGGGCUCGGGAUGAGUUUGAAGGCCUCUUCAAGCAGCCAGCAGAAAAUGUCAACCAGUACCUCACAGACCCCAAGUUUGUGGAGCGAACACUACGGUUGGCAGGCACCCAGCCCUUGGAGGUGCUGGAGGCUGUGCAGCGCAGCCUGGUGCUGCAGCGACCACAGACCUGGGCUGACUGCGUGACCUGGGCCUGCCACCACUGGCACACCCAGUACUCAAACAACAUCCGGCAGCUGCUGCACAACUUCCCUCCUGACCAGCUCACAAGCUCAGGAGCCCCUUUCUGGUCUGGGCCCAAACGCUGUCCACACCCGCUCACCUUUGAUGUCAACAACCCCCUGCAUCUGGACUAUGUGAUGGCUGCUGCCAACCUGUUUGCCCAGACCUACGGGCUGACAGGCUCUCAGGACCGAGCUGCUGUGGCCACACUCCUGCAGUCUGUGCGGGUCCCCGAAUUCACCCCCAAGUCUGGCGUCAAGAUCCAUGUUUCUGACCAGGAGCUGCAGAGCGCCAAUGCCUCUGUUGAUGACAGUCGUCUAGAGGAGCUCAAAGCUACUCUGCCCAGCCCAGACAAGCUCCCUGGAUUCAAGAUGUACCCCAUUGACUUUGAGAAGGAUGAUGACAGCAACUUUCAUAUGGAUUUCAUCGUGGCUGCAUCCAACCUCCGGGCAGAAAACUAUGACAUUCCUCCUGCAGACCGGCACAAGAGCAAGCUGAUUGCGGGGAAGAUCAUCCCAGCCAUUGCCACGACCACAGCAGCCGUGGUUGGCCUUGUGUGUCUGGAGCUGUACAAGGUUGUGCAGGGGCACCGACAGCUUGACUCCUACAAGAAUGGUUUCCUCAACUUGGCCCUGCCUUUCUUCGGUUUCUCUGAACCCCUUGCCGCACCACGUCACCAGUACUAUAACCAAGAAUGGACAUUGUGGGAUCGCUUUGAGGUACAAGGACUGCAGCCUAAUGGUGACGAGAUGACCCUCAAACAGUUUCUCGACUACUUUAAGACAGAGCACAAAUUAGAGAUCACCAUGCUGUCCCAGGGCGUGUCCAUGCUCUAUUCCUUCUUCAUGCCAGCUGCCAAGCUCAAGGAACGGUUGGAUCAGCCGAUGACAGAGAUUGUGAGCCGUGUGUCGAAGCGAAAACUGGGCCGCCACGUGCGGGCGCUGGUGCUUGAGCUGUGCUGUAACGACGAGAGUGGCGAGGAUGUCGAGGUUCCCUAUGUCCGAUACACCAUCCGCUGACCCCCGUCUGCUCCUCUAGGCCGGCCCCUGUCCAUCCCUCUCCACGCCCCUUCCAGCCCAGGGUUCCCAUUUGGCUUCUGGCAGUGGCCCAGCUAGCCAAGUCUGGUGUUCCCUCAUCAUCCCCCUACCUGAACUCCUCUUGCCACUGCCUUCUACCUUGUUUGAAACCUGAAUCCUAAUAAAGAAUUAAUAACUCCCA
Molecule: messenger RNA, 4054 nt
Organism: Mandrillus leucophaeus (drill)
Lineage: Eukaryota; Metazoa; Chordata; Mammalia; Primates; Cercopithecidae
Gene: UBA1
Product: ubiquitin-like modifier activating enzyme 1
Exons: 28
Coding region: 595-3855 (1086 amino acids)
Biological process (GO): protein sumoylation
Cellular component (GO): SUMO activating enzyme complex; cytoplasm
Molecular function (GO): SUMO activating enzyme activity
Source: RefSeq, a predicted model, not a curated record